This is a messenger RNA of Pseudo-nitzschia multistriata, 2032 nucleotides long. The record is from the annotation of a GenBank genome assembly. NCBI's taxonomy places the organism in Eukaryota, Bacillariophyta, Bacillariophyceae, Bacillariales, Bacillariaceae.
CGAAUCGAAUGAAUCAAAACCUAAUCCAGAAACCCACCGACCUCAUCGGACUACCGGUACCGUAUGCUACUACGGUACGUAGCGCUAGUACUGUACUUCCGUACACUCGCGAGUCCCAUCCAAUACGGGCGAGGCCAGACUGAAAACACCAGGUUGUGUACUUUUCACAAAAACAGACAACAGGGACAAGCAACAAACGACAACAAAACCCAGGAACAACAAGAAGCACACCAACAGAACCAGAACCAGAACCAGAACCAGAAACACAGGCCGCAACCACAACCAGCAUGUCGUCGGCACCCCCGCCCCUUCCCAUGGGAGGCCCUCCUCCCGCUCUUCCCCUUCCCGGCGGACCCCCGCCGAUCCCGGUGGGCGGACUCCCCCCUCCCGGCGGCAUGGGAAUGUCCCAUCCGCCACCCUCCCGCGGAAGGGGGCGCUCGCCGUUUACGAACACCCUCCUGAUYACAAACCUUCCCUCCUUUUUCGUUGGAUACCAGCAGGUCCGGGACUGGCUGUAUCCRUGCGGGACGGCCAAGACGUGCAUCUUUUAUCCGCGGCCUCCGAAACGCAAGAACGACAAGGAGGAACACAACAAAAGCGCAAAGAAGGACAAGGAGGAAGGCGAAAACAAUGCUCCACCGCUGUCGAAAAAACAGACGGUCCUCGUGAACAUGAUCAAUCCCGACCACGCCACCAAGGUCGUGGCCUCCUUCCGGCUGUUCUCCGACAAGCUGGACGACCGCUACAAGGACAUUCGGUGCUACAUGGUUCCUUCCUCCCCGGACGUUCCGCUCCCCCCGCCGCUGCUCGACGAAGCGUCGCAGAAGAUCCUGGGCGAAAAACUCUGGCAGAAUUUCGUGAGCCUGGAAACCUCGCACGCCGAGGUCGAAUCCAAGCCGGGCAGCGAACCCCAGCAGCGCAAGGGAGCGGAGAGCGGCGGGAAAGCCGGCACCGAUGCCCCGGGGGCGUYGGCCACCGGCAACGCCGGCAGCAGCGGGAAYGACGGGGACGAGCCCAAGCUGCUGGACGCGGACAAGGCCGCGGCCGCCGCGGGGGGAGCGGGAGCCUACGACGCCGACGAGGACCCGCUGAACGCCCCGCAGGUCCUGGAGGCCGUAAAGGAAUUCCGCAGAAAGCUCGGCGAGACCCACGGCUCGCAAAAGUCGCAGCGGUCCGACGCGGUGGCCAGGAAGCUCGCCGAGCUGCGGCCGCGGRUCCGGGCGCGGGUCGAUGCGGAGCGCAAGGGGGCCGUCCUCCCGCUGCGGGCGCCGCCGCUGCCGACGUCCCUUCCUCAGCCCCCGCUUCCCCAGCCGCGGGGGGGCACGGGCCCUCCCCCGCCUCCCCCGGCGCUGGGACUCCCCCCGCCGCCCCGGGCCGCGGUGGCCGAUUCGGGAAAGCGCGGGCGAUCGAAUCUCCCGGCGUGGAUGACACAGCAGCAGCAACAGACACAACCGCCGCCGGCCGGAGACGGGCCGGCCGCGUCCAAGAGGGCCAGGACGGAGGGACAYCCCUCUCACUUCCCCUCGAACCUGCCGCCGUCGACYCACGCGCUGYUGCGCCAGUUCCUGGCCAACAAGGUCAAGGAAUCGAUGGGGGAGGAAGAGGCCACACUCAUCGACUUUUUGUACACGCACAUUCUCAAGGGGAAGGCCACCUCGGAGCUUCUCCAGGAACUGCAGGUGGUGCUGGACGACGAGGCCGAUGGCUUUCUGAACGCCGUAUGGGCCAAGGUCCAGGAAAUACAGCAACAACAAUAGCAAUAUCAAUAGCAAUUAUCACCAUAAGCAUUAGCCAUACACUCCCAUCGCACGUCUCGACAAAUAUUUUGAAAGUGGUGCUCCUCAACGGUGAGUGGUUCCCCGAGACAAUUUUCUCUAAAUCACUAGUAAUAGUCACAGGUGCUGCUUAGCAGUUGCACCAAAAAUUGCUGUACUCCAAAGGUACUACUCGGUGCAUGGUGAAAUGAUAGUAGUUGUAAUAGUACAGUGGRAAUACUAGUAGAAAUUUGCAUUAAUAACAAUAGUAAAACCUG